This is a messenger RNA of Aspergillus versicolor CBS 583.65, 459 nucleotides long. RefSeq names its product mitochondrial import receptor subunit TOM22. Gene Ontology annotation, cellular component: mitochondrial outer membrane. The record is from RefSeq and is a predicted model, not a curated record. Gene Ontology annotation, biological process: intracellular protein transport. The transcript has 3 exons. NCBI's taxonomy places the organism in Eukaryota, Fungi, Ascomycota, Eurotiomycetes, Eurotiales, Aspergillaceae. The coding region runs from base 1 to 459 and encodes 152 amino acids.
AUGGUCAAGCUUACCGAGGUCGAGGACGAGCACUUCGCCCAGGAGAAGCCUCAACCCAGCAAGCACGACAUCCUUCUGGCCACCGACGACGAGGACGACUUCACCGAUACCGAGUCCGAGGUCUCCGUCGAGUCCGACUAUGACGUCGAGACAGAGUCCCUUUUCGACCGUCUCUCCGCCCUGAAAGACAUUGUUCCUCCCUCCGCCCGCAAGCAAGCCAGCAACACAGCCUCCUACGUGACCUCUCUCGCAAAGUCUAGCGUUUCCUUCAGCGGUCGCGCGCUCUGGAUCCUCAGCACCAGUGCUUUCCUGCUCGGUGUCCCGUGGGCUCUUGCCUACGCUGAGGAGGAGCAGUAUAUCCAGAUGGAGCGUGAGCAGGGUAUGAUCAAGGGUGCCAAUGAGAUGCUUGCCCCUGGCGCUCCUUCCUCUGAGGAGCAGCAGGCUCAACCCACCCUCUAA